Messenger RNA from Moesziomyces aphidis, 2088 nucleotides. The record is from the annotation of a GenBank genome assembly. Lineage: Eukaryota; Fungi; Basidiomycota; Ustilaginomycetes; Ustilaginales; Ustilaginaceae.
AUGGUGAACCUGCCAAAUCCCACGGUCUUUCCGGACUCGACUGGACUCGCCGGCUUGUCGAGACAGGCAUCCUCGCGACCUGCUCUCGCUCCUGCUGCAGAGCGGUGCUUAUAUCAGUUUGGCCUCGCUGCCCUACCACCGCGUGGACCACAACACAAUAAAGAUGGAAUCGACAGCAUCACAGAUCAGCUUCUCAGAAUCUCUCGUCAGCUUUGCAUUCCAGCCGUCUUUGGACGUGGAGACGGUCAAGCGUGGACCCUGUCCGAAAGUGACUACCCGGCCCUGCUUCGAUGGAAGCAGCAGCAGGUUCCUACGUUGCUACAUCAACUAUCAAGACUCCUGGAACAGCUCGUCUCUGUAGAUCUUAAUUCAUCAUCAGGAGGAUCGAAAGGUAGCACGCAGCUUGAUCUUGUCCUUGGCCAUGUUGUCUGCACGCUGGCCCGCUUUCUCCCUCCGUCGCACAUCAGUCCGUUCCCGGACCCGGACACCACGAGCUUCAUUGAAGGAAUCCAGGAAAUUGACGACGGCUGGAUCGGACGAGAAAGCAAGAUCGAGGCACAUCGCAUCCUCGGUCGUCUGGGGAACGAGGUUCUUCCGGCCGCAUCGCUGACGACCUCGGCGGUGGCCACAUCGCUCCUGGCAGACUACAUCAAGCCGAUCGUCAAAGAGACUAGCAAGUCAUCGAGCGCUUCCCCCAGCUCUGUGGAUCCAAAAACAGGCAGGAAGAAGGCACCGGCUACGGGAGCGUCGCUCGUCUCGUAUCUCGAUCGCAACCUCGGGCAACAUCGCUUCUCGAGUGCGGCAGAUGACAACGAAGCCUCGAAUCUCGCACCGCACCAGUUCGCGCUCUCCCUUGACUCGGCUGACGUAGCAGCUGAUGAACAGCCUGCGUUGAGCGAGCGGAACGAGGCACUGGGAUGCGUCAAUGUGCUCGUAUGGUGUCUGGAUCAUCUCGAGCUCGAGACCGAGUCGGACUGGAACGGUGCAUGGCCGCUGCUGGUGCCGCCGCUGCUGACGCUGUUGGAGCAUGCGCAGCCCCGGUUCCGACUGCGUGGGAGCAUGCUCACACACCAGCUGCUUGCACGUCCGAGUGGUGUUGCAGAUGCAUCUGGUUCCGACACAGAUGCGGACGCGGUGCGAGACUCGUUGCGCACACGCAGACGCGAGGCGAUCCUGGGCGGCCUGUUAAUGCGGACAGGAAUUGGGAGCCUACUGGAGCGCGCUCUGCAGGUAAAUCUGACCUACGUGCACGACGCCACAUAUGCGCCAGCUCUGGUCCGCUUCUCCAUCGGUGCGCUCCGCAGACUCAUCCUGCUCACCACCCAUCCGAUCGUAUGGCGCGACCCGAUGCAGUCACCCUUUCACGCGCCGGGCGCGGAAAGUCCGGGGCCAGAUGCUGGGCCGGACGAGAAGAUGGGUGCGGUGGAUGACUGUGGUAAGCGCAGGAUGGAGGCGCUUUGCCGGCUUGUGUCGCAGGGAAUCUUGUCGACAUGGUCGUAUCUGCCGCUACCGCCUUCGGGCACGCGGCUUGGACGCGAACUCGUCGCAACCACAUGCAUAGCCUAUCUGACGCUGAUCGAGGAUUUGUCGCCGCCCCCGACCGCACAAAUAGCGAGCGUUGGUGCAGCCGCGAGGUUCGUCGACGUGAGCAUCGAUUGGAUCUUCCGCACUUGGUUGUCCACAGUUGCUUUUGACCAUACGGAGCACGUCAACACCACAGUCAAGGUCGUGCGUCUGGCCACGCGGUUGCUCCUCCCCGGAUCGGCCGGUGCGGGUGAAAGCAAAGACGAUGCAGACCGACAGCUGGCACUGCGCAAGACAGCAACGUCAAAUGUAGGCCGCAAUACGUCGCUGAUCCUGUCCGCUGUGGCCAAGUGCUGGAUCAGCGCACUCGAGUCGCCCCUGCGCUCCUCGUCGAACAGAGCCGACUGGCCCAGGCUAGAGGAGUGUCUGACCGAUCUGAUGCAGUGCGUCUCGCUCGCAGAUCCGACCAUCCAAACGCGCUGGGCCAGACUGGUAGCCCUCGAUGCGCGCCUUGCGGAUCUCUUACCUCUGCCACAUGCGGCCUCGAGAGGAGACUCUCCUUGA